Propithecus coquereli (Coquerel's sifaka) is the source of this 1380-nucleotide messenger RNA. RefSeq names its product translocase of inner mitochondrial membrane 17 homolog A (yeast) (gene TIMM17A). Gene Ontology annotation, biological process: protein import into mitochondrial matrix. Gene Ontology annotation, molecular function: transmembrane protein transporter activity. Lineage: Eukaryota; Metazoa; Chordata; Mammalia; Primates; Indriidae. The transcript is spliced from 6 exons. The coding region runs from base 60 to 575 and encodes 171 amino acids. Gene Ontology annotation, cellular component: TIM23 mitochondrial import inner membrane translocase complex; mitochondrial inner membrane. The record is from RefSeq and is a predicted model, not a curated record.
GCUGCUGGGGUCAGGCUCCGCCCAGCUUGCCCGGCAUCACUUGCGCCGCUGGAAUCAAGAUGGAGGAGUAUGCUCGAGAGCCUUGCCCCUGGCGAAUUGUGGAUGACUGUGGUGGGGCCUUUACAAUGGGUACCAUUGGUGGUGGUAUCUUUCAAGCAAUCAAAGGUUUUCGAAAUUCUCCAGUGGGAGUAAACCACAGACUACGAGGGAGUUUGACAGCUAUUAAAACCAGGGCUCCACAGUUGGGAGGUAGCUUUGCAGUCUGGGGAGGUCUGUUUUCCAUGAUCGACUGUAGUAUGGUUCAAGUCAGAGGAAAGGAAGAUCCCUGGAACUCCAUCACAAGUGGUGCCUUAACAGGAGCCAUACUGGCAGCAAGAAAUGGACCAGUGGCCAUGGUUGGGUCAGCCGCGAUGGGUGGUAUUCUCCUAGCUUUAAUUGAAGGAGCUGGUAUCUUGUUGACAAGAUUUGCAUCUGCACAGUUUCCCAAUGGCCCUCAGUUUGCUGAAGACCCCUCCCAGUUGCCUUCAACACAGUUACCAUCCUCACCUUUUGGAGACUAUCGACAAUACCAGUAGGACAUCUUUCCCAAGAUUUCUUUAACAGAAUGAGUUGUAGUUUGAGAAGGAUUCAGAAGAUCAAGUCAUAAUCCGUUUUUAGAACCAUAGGUUUUUAAAACUAUGGCCAAAUAGGCUAUGAAGAAACAUUUAGUACUUUUUUCUAUUUAAAGGAACAUGGGAUAAGGGUCUUAAAAGAUAAUACAUUUAUUUAUUCACACUUGAAUUGCAUUUGUGAUCAAAAUAAGUGUCUAAUAUCAUUAAAAGAAAAUGUAAGUGCUUAAAAGAUGAAGGACCAAAGGGCAAAUAACAGUGAAACGUGACCAUCAUUUCCUUGAGGACUUCUCUGCCUGGUUUGUGUGCUCUGUUAUUCAAACAAUAAAAAGCUCCUGGAACUAACUCUUUUUUUUAAGAUAAGUUGUAGAGUUCUACUUUUCAUGCUCGUAUACUUCAAAUAAUGUGUGUUUUAUAGUUAGUCCCUCAUCUAACUUGAAGUGAAUUAUGUGUGAGAAGAAUUAUGCAGAGUCAACAUGAAUCCUUUUACAGUGGAAUGCUCUAUGGAUUGAAGGAUAUGGUAAAAUAUUUGUACUCUGCUUUGAAAGUAAAGUAUGCUAUGUCUUGGUUUUGAAGAUGUUAGAUACAAAACUCUGUUACCUUUAGGGCUAUUGUGUCUUGAUUCCUGAUAAUCAGAAACUUUACCAGAAACAACUUGCUUCCAAUAUACUCAAUUCUAAUUGAAGAGUUUGUGGAGGGUACAGUGGUACUGGAAAAGUCCAGUGUUCGUUUUGAGCUUAAAAAUAAAAUGCGUGCUAUUUUUAAUGUGUUC